AUUUUUGUUUUACAUAAUAAAAAGGUUACCUCUUUGAUAAAAAGGCGGGAUGGUAUCCGAUAUGGGACAUUUUCCGACUCAUUUUCCCGGAAAUUGUACAGACGAAAGGCCAGCAGAUGGGUAGCCACUGCCACACCAAGGAAAAAUUAUGUGAAAUAUGUGGUGGUAAUAAUCCUCGCUCUGAAUAUUUACUUCUAACUUGUUCUGAAUGCAACACAACUUGUGAACAUGUUUAUUGCAUGCAAAGAAAAGUAGAGCAUGAAGUCAAUGAAGAUUGGGUCUGUGAUUCAUGCCUAACUGGCAGUGACUCGAUGUUGACAGAAUCUGGGAAGAAAGAUGCUCCUGAUUCAUUCCAAGAAGAUGAAGUUGUCACAAGAGCAAUGAGUAAUGAGCAAUUCUCAGGGAUCAGAGGGACAAGAUUACCCGCCUUCAAAGAGCCGAAAGGUGGUAAAACUAAGGAUGUUUCUCUACAUGAUCAUUCAAAUGUUCAAGAAGGAGACCAUCCAAAUUUUCCACCAACUUGGAAGACCAUGGACCAACCUGAUGACCACCAUACUGAUGAUGAGAUCAUUGAGGAUGAGCAGGAUGAUGAUAUUCUUUCUGAUGACUCAAAUACACAGAAGAAGAAGAAGAAUAGGCCGAGUAGAGGGGUAGUUCGAUUGUCAAAAAUACUUGCUGAUAAGAUCAAAGGAAUUAAGAGACAUUUGAAGUUCAACGAGAAAGGAAAAUCUAUUGGAACUCCAAAUAGGGAGCUGCAAUGUUAUUUAGGAAUGCAGGCGAAAACAAUGGUGCCAAUCACAAUUGACCAUUGGCGUCAUGUUCCUGCUGUUACACUAGACGACUUAUGGAAAGAUGUAAAUCAAGCUUUCUACUUGAACGAGGGAAUGAGGAAAGAAGUUUUGAGUUCGGUAAGCAUUAAAUGGAGACAACUCAAAGCAAACUUGAACAGAAAGUUCAUAGCUCCAUACAUGGAGAAGCCAGAAUUAUUGGAAGCGAACCCCAAUGCUCUCGAAAAACCUCCAUCCAGAUAUUCGGGGAUUACAGAGAAGGAUUGGAAACAAUUUGUUUCCAACAGAACAACUAAAGAAUUCCAAGAGUAUAGGAAAAAACAACAAGCAAGGCGUGCUGGAGUAAAGUAUCCCCAUAGAUCGUCACGUCACAGUUACAAUGAGAUAGAAGUUGAUCUUCAAAGUAAAUUGGGCACAAAUGAGUCAAUAGAUCGUUCUAUUCUUUGGAAGGAGGCAAGGAAAGAUUCUACGGGAAAUUAUCGAACUGAACAUGACAAGAUAACAGGAGAUGCCAUUGAUAAUCUGCUCGAAAAAAGAAAAGCUGGUACACUUGUGGAGAAUGGGACAAACGAUAUAUUGACCCAAGUGUUGGGGUCUCCUGAGCACCCAGGUCGAGUCCGAGGUCAAAGUCAAGGGGUGAGACAAAGAGACUAUUUCUUGAAGCCAACUGGGGGUUUGAGAGAAGUUCAACAACAACAAUUUAAGUUUGAACAACAUCAUCAAAUGUUCCUGCAAAAUAUUGAUAAGUUGCACGAGUCUUUCAAUGAAAAACUCAAGAGUCAUAAAGUAGAACGACAGAAAGAAAGAGAUGUGUUUUUGGCUAAGUUUGCUGAACUUUCAAGCCAAAUUGCAUCAUUGAAAGAAAAUUCAUCAAGCCAGUCUCCAACGAGUAUGCCCACUACUUCGCCAAUAUACGAGACACCUCCACCUAUGGAGCGAGUAAAGGAGUUUUGCGUUCCUACUAUGAAUAUUGAAACAACUAAGCCGUGUAAUAGAGCAAAGAUGAAUAAAAUGAAUAUUUCUUCACCUAUUGCUCCAAUGACACAAGAGAAAACUCAUCCUUCCAAACAACUUCCUAGUCAAGUUGAAGGAGUCUCAAGUAAGUGCAGUGCCCCAAUGAUCUUCAAAAUUCCUAAUGAGCUUCCAAAGUACUUGAGGAUUCUCUUGAGAAGUGUAAAGUAUAUGGACCCAGGUCUCAUAUUCCAAAUCCUGAUGGAUGCUGACAUAUUUGGUCAUCCACACAUUUUAUGCAUCUCACAAGAAGAUGUAGUCCACUUUGGCUUAAUGGAGAAGAUUGGAGUAACAUGUAUUUCGUUUUAUAUUAGAGUUCUAUAUUUGGAAUUAGUGAACAAGGAGAAAAAUCACUUAUUCGGAUUCAUUCAGCCAAGUUUUUCGUCAAAUGUUGGCGCCAUUGAAGUGGAGCAAGGUCGUCUGAUAUCGACUCGCAUGGCUAAUUCGACACCUGGUCAAGUUUGGUUACUACCUUACCAUUUGGUUUAUCAUUGGACGUUAAUAAUAAUUGAUAAAGAUCACCAAACUUGUUACUUCCUUAAUACUCUUGGAAAUCCUCCACCAGAUAAUCUCAAGUUACUUAUGUCCAUUGUUUUUGACAAAAAUGGUGGUGCUAAGUGGAGAACAAUCAAGUGCCCUCAUCAAUCAUCAAUGGUGGAAUGUGGCUUCUAUGUUCUAAGGUUGAUGAAAGACUUUGUUACAAAUGGAGCACCAUUUAGAUGGCUAAAUUCUCAUUGUGGUGAGAAUAAGUCGUACACUUUAGAAGAGAUCAAUGAAGUCCGUGAAGAUUGGGCACAAAAUCUAAUCGAAUGGAUGCCUUAGUGUAGUUUAUGUUUAAUAUGAAAUGGGAUUAUGAAUAUUUUGUACUUUAUUACAUUCUAGUAUAGUUUAUGUUUAAUACUACUAUGAAAUAGGAAUGUAAAUAGAAUUUUUGUGAAUCUCCUCUGUAUAUCUGUCUGAAUUAGUAUAACUAGAAAAUUUUGGAAAACACGCUUUUAACGAGGAAAAUGAGGAAAAAGACCACUCGUGGGAUAUUUGUUUCCGAGCAAUGCUGACCUAUGCAUGUCAAAAUAGCCAUAUUUUGAGGAAGGAGGGUGGCUCGGUUGUGGUAGAGUAUUGUGUUGGCGACUUUUUGGGCAAUUUGGUUGGAGAAGAAUAGUAGGAUUUUCGAAGACGGUUCUUGUACAAUGGAUAGUCUUUGGGAUAAAUUAAGUUCUGGGUUGCACUUGGGUGUAUAGAACGAGAGGUUUUGAGAGUGUUUCUUUCUUAGAUCUUUGUAGGGAGUGGAGUAGUUUGUGGUUGUAAUGAUUUUUUGAAGAGUGAGUUGAGGGUUGUUUUUUUGAGCUUGAUUGGUUUUUGUUUUUGUUACCACGGUAUUCCUCCGCCAUUAGUGAGGGUUCUCAAUGUUAUUGAGAGGAGGUCAAUUUU
Humulus lupulus (European hop) is the source of this 3227-nucleotide messenger RNA. RefSeq lists its product as uncharacterized. The transcript is spliced from 14 exons. Lineage: Eukaryota; Viridiplantae; Streptophyta; Magnoliopsida; Rosales; Cannabaceae. Gene Ontology annotation, molecular function: cysteine-type peptidase activity. The coding region runs from base 117 to 2621 and encodes 834 amino acids. Gene Ontology annotation, biological process: proteolysis. The record is from RefSeq and is a predicted model, not a curated record.